This is a messenger RNA of Pocillopora meandrina, 480 nucleotides long. Lineage: Eukaryota; Metazoa; Cnidaria; Anthozoa; Scleractinia; Pocilloporidae. The record is from the annotation of a GenBank genome assembly.
AUGAGACACUGGCAGAAACCAAACCCAGAGAAAGUAGCAAAGGAUAUGCGAACUACUUGCACAAUAGAUGGAGAGAGAAUGUUCGAUAGAACAGAGUGGUUAUCCAACAUACAGAUUCAAGGUUUCUUCCCGAGAUUUUGCCUUAAACAGCGAUCUAAAUUACAACAAGAAUCGGAUGACGCCACCGAUGCAGACGACGAAGACCACCACUUGAUGGAGGCAUCCGCGUCUGAUGUAGACGAAGAGUGUUUGAGAGAGGCGAGGAACGCAAUAAUGGAUGAGAUACGACUGAAACAUCCAAUCAUGUUUGACAUCUAUGAUGUGAGCUCGUUGGCAAGAGAAGAAAGGUUGCCUAGCCUCAAAGUCAAGAUGCUAAGAGACAUGUGCAAACAUUUUGAGCUCGCUUUCAAAGUGCAAGACACAAAUGCAGCACCUCUUGCGAAAAUGGAGGAAGUUAUUUCGGGGUGCGGUUGUUAUUCC